AUGAAAUCAUUCUUCUUUUCAAACGAAGAGCAUUAUUUUUGGAUAAUGUUAGCAAAACAACAGGAAGUGGCCAAGAAAUUGGAGAAGAUUCUGCUCACACGGGCUCAGGAACAGAUCGCUGAAUGCUCGACAACGCUACAGCGUCGGGUUGACAUUUUUCAAGGACUACUGCAAUAUCUUGACGAUGCUUACAGCCAAGUUAAUGCAGUACUGGUUGCCAAUGGUCUUGCUUGGAAGGAAAUGACACAGCAGGACGUUCAAAUGCGGGAAGCGGGAGGCUACAUGGAACUAUUUCAAGGGCUUGAAGAAACACCGGGGAACACUGUAUGCAAAAGAAACUUAGAAUCUCGAUACGCCGAAUACAAUCAUCGAGUUGUACGUCGAUACGUGGAAGCUGAACGUGACAUUGUCGUCUGGGUGGCAUCAAUUGUACCUCUUGAUAUCGCACAAGAACUCUUCGGCGGUUUCACUUCCCGUCACCGAAGCUACGCUAUAAUCAAGCGAGCCAAAGCUUCAACACCUCAAUGCCAACUACCUUUGCUUCAGCUUAUUUCACAGAUCAUGCUGGACACGCAGACAGGUAUUGUUUCCGACCCCAAAUACGUCCGAGCACUCACCGAUUGUCUGCUGAAUGAUGCUGCACGAAACAUAAAGGCCGACCAACAGCUAAUUGAGAAUGUUCUUAUGGACCAAGUGCUACGGCCAUGA
Molecule: messenger RNA, 708 nt
Organism: Peronospora belbahrii
Lineage: Eukaryota; Oomycota; Peronosporomycetes; Peronosporales; Peronosporaceae
Source: the annotation of a GenBank genome assembly